AAAUACUGUUGAGUUGACGAAAAAGACAUUGAGUGGUACGCACGUUCCACAUUUCUAUCACAAAGAAGAAAAUAAGAGUUUUUUGAUCGCCGACCAUAUCUCCGGAGUAGUAGAGAAGUAGAUAAACUCAAGCUUCUUGCAUUAGUUAGAACCUUAUUGAAUGGUCUUUUAGUUUUUUUUUUGUAAUGGGAUGUAUCUGCGCCACCGCCCGUACUCCAACCGCCGCCGUAGCCAACAACGAGCUCUUAAACUCCAGCAAGUCCACCCUUCAUCUCAUCUCCCAUCCUCCAUCUUCGUCCUCUUCUUUAUCCAAAAAGGAAGGUUCUUCCACACGUCCCAGCUCUGUAUCUUCCAUCACCGUCGUGGCCAAUGGUCAUCCAGUGGCGCGUCGUCCCUCCAGUACCUCAUCUGAUCGAAACAGUAACAAGCCGGUGGUUAUCGUUGGAGCUAUGAGUAGGAACCACUCCAGAAGAGUCACGGCUAUGCAGGUGGUGCAGCAUUCAGGGCGUUUGACCGGAAACAAAACCGAAACCGCUGAAUGGCCAUCUUGGCUGGCUUCUGUUGCCGGAGAAGCCAUCAAGGGAUGGGUUCCUCGCUACGCAGACUCAUAUGAGAAGUUAGACAAAAUUGGACAGGGGACUUACAGCAGCGUGUACAAAGCAAGAGACCUUGAAACGGGGAAGGUUGUGGCUAUGAAGAAAGUUCGGUUUGUGAAUAUGGAUCCAGAGAGUGUUAAGUUUAUGGCAAGGGAGAUUCUCAUCCUCCGCAAGCUUGAUCACCCUAACGUUAUGAAGCUUGAAGGUCUAGUCACCUCUAGACUCUCGGGUAGUCUCUACCUUGUCUUUGAGUACAUGGAACAUGACCUCGCGGGUCUAGCCGCAACUCCUGGAAUCAAAUUCUCUGAAACUCAGAUCAAGUGCUACAUGCAACAGCUGUUCCGUGGUCUGGAACAUUGCCACAGACGAGGUAUCCUCCACCGUGACAUCAAGGGAUCGAACCUCUUGAUUAACAACGAAGGUGUUUUGAAGAUUGGUGAUUUCGGUUUAGCUAAUUUUUACAAGGGUGAUGGAGACUUGCAGCUGACAAGUCGCGUUGUAACGUUAUGGUACAGAGCACCUGAGCUCUUGCUCGGUGCCACUGAGUAUGGACCAGCCAUAGACCUGUGGAGUGCAGGCUGCAUUCUCACUGAGCUCUUCGCUGGAAAGCCUAUUAUGCCAGGACGCACAGAAGUGGAGCAGAUGCACAAGAUUUUCAAGCUGUGUGGUUCACCUUUGGAAGAUUACUGGAAGAGAGCAACUCUACCACUUGCAACAAGCUUUAAACCGAGCCACCCUUACAAGGCUGUUCUAGCUGAAACCUUCAGUCACUUCCCUGCAUCAGCUCUGACCCUCAUCAAUAAGCUACUUGCAAUAGAACCUGAGAGACGUGGCUCAGCUGCUUCUGCCUUGAGGAGCGAAUUCUUCACCACGGAGCCACUCCCUGCUGAUCCAUCAAACUUACCUAGAUACCAACCAAGCAAGGAACUUGACGCUAAGCUUCGCAAUGAAGAAGCAAGAAAACUAAGGGCAGAGGAUAAAAAGAGAAGAAGGGGAGAGACUGUGACUAGUGGACAACCAAGAGAUGUUAAAACUGCUCAGACACCUGAGCUAACGGCCGCAGGGCAGUCCAAGGUCACGUGCAUAAGUCAUAAGUUUAAAACAGACGAGGAAGGUGGAACCGGGUUUAGGAUUGAACCACCUAGAAGAGGGGGGUCUCAGCAGAAUGGCCACGCUCAGGCUUCUUCAGUGGUUCACCCGAGUGUUGCUGAUACAGAAUGGAACAGAGGAGGAAGCAUCAGAAGGCAAACUAAUGCAGAGCUGAAGUCUAGGAUCGUACAAACAGGAAACUUGUCUGGUGAUUCUUGUAGAGGAGGUUCCAACAGAGAUUACUCAGCCGGAAACGCGCCGAUGAAAAACAGAAUCGUUUACUCAGGACCGUUGAUGCCUCCUGGUGGAAAUAUUGAAGAGAUGCUCAAAGAGCAUGAGAAGCAGAUCCAACAUGCUGUCCGCAAAGCCCGUGUCGAAAAGUAUGGGUAAAAUAAGAACCAAGCAUUAGCAAGGUAGCAGCAGCAACUAAAAGAGAGAGAGAGAUAUGAACAAGAAGAAGAAGAAAUUUAAACAACAAUAGCACAUGUUUUGAGGAUUCCUCAAGCCACAGAAACUCAUAAGCGUUUUUGUUCUUGCCCCUUUUUGUGCGUGAAGCCAGGGAUUGAUGCAAUGUAUAUAGUCAAUUUUUGUUUCUUAGGCCAACAAGAUUGACCACACUAUAAUGUUGUACAGACACCAGAAGGUCUAUAUUCUCAGU
Messenger RNA from Raphanus sativus (radish), 2343 nucleotides. RefSeq names its product probable serine/threonine-protein kinase At1g09600. Gene Ontology annotation, cellular component: cyclin-dependent protein kinase holoenzyme complex; nucleus. The transcript has 7 exons. The record is from RefSeq and is a predicted model, not a curated record. NCBI's taxonomy places the organism in Eukaryota, Viridiplantae, Streptophyta, Magnoliopsida, Brassicales, Brassicaceae. Gene Ontology annotation, biological process: protein phosphorylation; positive regulation of transcription elongation by RNA polymerase II. Bases 186 to 2075 code for a protein of 629 amino acids. Gene Ontology annotation, molecular function: cyclin-dependent protein serine/threonine kinase activity; ATP binding; RNA polymerase II CTD heptapeptide repeat kinase activity.